Molecule: messenger RNA, 1430 nt
Organism: Spea bombifrons (plains spadefoot toad)
Lineage: Eukaryota; Metazoa; Chordata; Amphibia; Anura; Pelobatidae
Gene: NGF
Product: nerve growth factor
Exons: 2
Coding region: 493-1188 (231 amino acids)
Biological process (GO): neuron projection morphogenesis; positive regulation of peptidyl-serine phosphorylation; nerve growth factor signaling pathway
Molecular function (GO): growth factor activity; nerve growth factor receptor binding
Source: RefSeq, a predicted model, not a curated record
UCCAACUAUGAAUCUAAUGAUCUUUCACAGAUUGUAUCCCACAGCACCCAGUAUGGAGACCAGUUCUGGAUUACGUAACCAAAUCUGCCAGUUCUACUAAUGAUGGUCACUUUCAAAGAUAUAUGAGAAAAAAAGUAAUAGCAUUUGCUAAGGAACACUUCUUUCUGUAGUUUACCGCGCGUUAGCAUGAAACAGGCAUUGAUGAAAAAAAUCAACGCACAUCGUAUGUUGUUUUUGGAGUGAGACAUUAAUAUUUACAAACCCUUAUCAUUUCUCAUUCCAAAAUAUUUUUUACCAGUAGUGAGUUGUCUGAUGUUAAUGCACUGUCAUUUGUAACAAAGUGUUUUUUUUCCCCCCACAGCAAAGCGCCAACUAGACCACACCCCGUACAGAUGGUAUGCUGGGCCCCAACUCAGCUCAGCGUUUGGUCGCAAUAAACGCUUCUGGGACAGAGCAGCUUUCUAUUCCAUACACCCAAAGGUGGAUAGAGUAAUGUCCAUGUUAUACUACACUCUGAUUAUAGCAUUUUUGAUCGGCAUACAGGCUGCACCAAAGACCAAGGACCAUGCACCAGCAGGGUCUUCAACAAGGCCUCGUAUUCCACAUCACACGCACCGGAGUAAGUCUCUUCAUCGUUCUCAUGGGAAGAUAGAGGCCAGUGAACCCUCACAUUUUCACAAUGUCACAGUGGACCCUAAACUUUUCAGAAAAAGGAAAUUUCGCUCUCCAAGAGUUUUGUUUAGCACACAACCCCCUCCAUUGUCUGAGGACCUACGGAACUUGGAGUACUUGGAUGAUGAGGAGUCCCUCAAUAAAACUAUUCGAGCUAAGAGGACAGUGCAUCCAGUCCUUCACCGAGGGGAAUAUUCUGUAUGUGAUAGUGUCAGCAUGUGGGUUGGGGAGAAGACCACAGCCACUGAUAUUAAGGGAAAGGAGGUGACUGUUUUGGGGGAAGUAAACAUAAACAAUAGUGUUUUCAAGCAGUACUUUUUUGAGACCAAAUGCAGGGAUCCAAAGCCAGUGUCAGGUGGGUGUCGUGGGAUUGAUUCAAAGCAUUGGAACUCCUAUUGUACUACCACACACACCUUUGUCAAAGCAUUGACAAUGGAAGGGAAGCAAGCAGCAUGGAGAUUCAUUCGGAUUGAUACAGCUUGUGUUUGUGUACUCAGCAGAAAAGGUCGGACCUAAACCAUGCUCCCCCAGCUAUUCCCCACCCCUACCUCAGACUGUAAAUUAUUUUAAAUUAUAUGGACUGCAUGGUGUAUUUAUAGUUUAUACUGUAAAAAAAUGGCGCAUUAUUUAUUAUUAAAAAGUUUUCAAAAUUCCUUGGUUGCUUUCAUUGAACAUCUUUGUUGCGUUUCAUAGUUUUUUUGUUCACGGCUAAAUGUAAUUACCACAAUUACCGCAGGCAUGGUUACACUAUUACUAAA